UCAAUUUAGGAAGAAAGAAACGACGCCGAUAAAUACGUUUUGUCAGUGAAUUUAGGAUUGGUUGAUAAGGAAAAUUUAUAAUAGGGUGAUGGGAAAUACUUAGAUAAACUAUUUAAUAUUUCAAUAAUGAAAAUGCCUCUAGCAAGACUUUUGUUUUAUAUAACCUUUGUGGCAGCGGCUGCUCAAGUGUUUGGAGACGACUUUAAAGAAGAAUUAUUCAUUAAACCCCUGUUACCGUCACACGUUUACACGUAUUUCCAAUUCAUAACUCAAAUUAAGGAUGAAUCUUCCUUUGAACAUUCCCAUUUGUCUCCACGAUCUCUUGGUGAGAUAAUAUCACGUUUUCAUGUGGAGGAGUUGCACCUUACACUGACAGAGGGCCAAUGGAGGCAUAACCAGUGGGGUUAUCCAGUGCAGGAUGCUGCUCCUGGUGCCGAACUAUACGCCUGGUUCUCCCAUGAUGUUGUUGAUAUAGAUAAACAAUGGCGGGAGCUAAGCUCGACCCUCGCAGGUCUCUUCUGUGCUUCUUUAAACUUUAUACAAAACUACAACACUGUCACACCACAAAUGGUCCUAUGGCCCUCAGGUGCAUUUAAAACUAACCAAAAUGUCACCUCACAACUGAGAUAUGCAUCUCUGCCUAGAGAAAUAGUUUGUACAGAAAAUUUGACACCAUGGAAAAAACUUUUGCCCUGUGAGUCAAGCCGUGGAUUUGCAUCUUUACUCAAUUCAAGAAUGAUCCACAACACUAAUUAUCAUUCCAUGGGAGUGCACUUCAGGAAAAUGUGCUCUACAAAAGACUGCAUGCAGACCCACUUAGAAAUCAAACAGACGGUUGCUCUAGUGUAUGACUACAAUAUAUUAAAAAGCAGUGAUUGGUCAUUCAGAAAACUGUUUGGAAAGGGCUUGCCGGGAGCUUGUCCAUUAUCCACAAAAAGUACUGUAUAUGUGGAUGUAUCUUCAAAUGACACACAGUCUUUCCAGUUGCUGAGCCCACCAGACAAGAUGGAAUAUUCCCACAGAGGUGGAAGUGAUGUGAAGCUUGCAGUUUACGAUAUAGAGGCCAAUGGGCAGAUGAUCAACAUUGGUGUUAAGCAUAAUUCUAAUAGCAAAUUACUUUUGCCUGUUCCGCCUCCCUUAACUUUUACGCGCUAUGUGCUCGGAUAUGGAAAAGAAUUUGGUGGUAUUGUGACAGAGUUCACCAACAACUACUGGUCGCCAAUAAACAUAGUACUACUAGAAAAUGCGCCGUGGUGGCUGCCAAUCCAGCUGAGUACACUGAGAGUUAAUGGGGAAGCAGAAAGUAAGCUAGUCAAGUCACAAUAUUACUCUCCAGGCCGCAGCAGGCAGAAGCCAUACCACCUGGAACUACUGCUAACACUGCCUCCCAGGUCAACUACAACCAUCACUAUUGAUUUUGAGUUUGUCUUCCUUAAGUGGCAAGAAUAUCCUCCUGACGCAAACCAUGGGUUCUACAUUGGAUCUGCUCUUGUAUCUGCCAACCUACCAACAGCUAAGAAUUACACCAGCCUACCCAUCACUGGAAGCACAUUUGAUUCUAUCAUUAAUGCUACACAAUCAUGGUACCCCAUUGUGUUCCGGACCAAUGGUGCCAUGGUGUCCCUCCCAACACCUGACUUCAGUAUGCCCUACAAUGUCAUCUGCCUGGCCUGCACUGUGGUUGCGCUGGCCUUUGGCCCCCUCCAUAACAUAUCCACAAAAGAGCUGGUCCUCAAACCUGUGACUGCACCCAUGUCUAUAGCUCAGAAGAUCAUGAGCUUGCUUAAAAUGCAAGUUCAAACAGAGUAGCUUAAAAUUUUUGUUUAUUUAUUUUUGUAUAGACUGAUUAAUAAAUAAUGUUUUGAAAACACCA
This is a messenger RNA of Leguminivora glycinivorella, 1873 nucleotides long. It is a transcript of the gene PIG-T, whose product is annotated as GPI transamidase component PIG-T. The transcript has 3 exons. Gene Ontology annotation, cellular component: GPI-anchor transamidase complex. The record is from RefSeq and is a predicted model, not a curated record. Bases 127 to 1809 code for a protein of 560 amino acids. Gene Ontology annotation, biological process: attachment of GPI anchor to protein. Lineage: Eukaryota; Metazoa; Arthropoda; Insecta; Lepidoptera; Tortricidae.